Messenger RNA from Salvelinus fontinalis (brook trout), 1573 nucleotides. RefSeq names its product leukocyte elastase inhibitor-like. Lineage: Eukaryota; Metazoa; Chordata; Actinopteri; Salmoniformes; Salmonidae. The record is from RefSeq and is a predicted model, not a curated record. Gene Ontology annotation, molecular function: serine-type endopeptidase inhibitor activity. Gene Ontology annotation, biological process: negative regulation of endopeptidase activity.
UACGCAAAGUAGACAGGCCUGUAUAUUCAGUCCCCACCCAGUUUUAUGGCUCGGUAGAGCAGUGCAUAGCCUAUAUUAAAGGACACACCAAAUGACUUGGGCAUGCGGCAAAUUUCCAGGGCUAAUUUGCAGUUCUCUGCUGAGGAAGGCGUUACCUAGUUGCUUUCUUUAAGUCGGUUUCGUUUCUCUUUCACUGGGACAGUGGAUAUCGGGGCUUUUCACACACAGAGAAGCAGAACCGACAGAUCAGUCAUCAGCCAUGGCUUCUCUCAGCAGCUCUAACACAGCCUUUGCCUUGGAGCUGUACCGCACUCUGGGUCAGACCAACACAGGGAAUGUCUUCAUCUCCCCCUUCAGUAUCAGCUCAGCUCUGGCCAUGGUCUACCUGGGAGCUAAAGGAGACACAGCUGCUCAGAUGGCAAAGGUUCUGUCAUUCAACUUGACGAAAGACGUCCACACAGAUUUCCAGACACUCAAUGGAGAUAUCAACUCUCCCUCUGCAUCUUACAUCCUGAAACUGGCCAACCGUCUGUAUGGAGAGAAGACCUGCAACUUCCUGACCGAGUUUUUAGAAUCCACCCACAAGUUCUACCAUGCAGACAUGAAGGCAGUGGAUUUCCUCGGCGCAGCAGAGGAGACCAGAGGAGAGAUCAACGGCUGGGUGGAGCAGCAGACAGCGAAUAAAAUCAAAGAUCUGCUGAAGCCGGGGACAGUCAAUGUUAUGACAAGGUUGGCUCUAGUCAACGCCAUCUACUUCAAAGGAAACUGGCUGAAUCGAUUUGACCAAAAAGACACCAAAGAGAUGCCCUUCAAACUAAACCAGAAUGAAAGCAAACCAGUUCAGAUGAUGCACCAGAUGAAGAAGUUCCCCUUUAACUAUGUCCCAGACUAUAACCUCCAGAUCGUGGAGCUUCCGUAUGUGGACGAGGAGCUCAGUAUGUUUGUCCUGCUACCUGAGGAGGCCACUGAUGGAUCUGAUCCCCUAGUGAAGCUGGAGAGAGAGCUGACCAUGAAGAAACUGGACGAGUGGACCAGCAGGGACAACAUGGACACGGGCACAGAGGUCAUAGUUCACCUGCCCAAGUUUAAACUGGAGGAGGACUACGAGCUGAACGAGCCCCUGACCCAGCUGGGAAUGAAGGACGUGUUUGAUGGGGGCAGGGCCGACCUGUCGGGGAUGAACGGGGGGGAGCUCUUCCUGUCUACGGUGGCCCAUAAGGCCUUUGUGGAGGUGAACGAGGAGGGGACGGAGGCUGCCGCCGCCACUGCUGGGAUAAUAGCGUUCUGUAUGAUCCGAGAGGAACACUUCACAGCUGACCAUCCCUUCCUCUUCUUCAUCAGGCAUAACAAGAGCAAAAGCAUCCUCUUCCUCGGCAGAUUCUCCUCUCCUCAGUAGAAGACUGGUUAAAAAAGCGUAGGGAAGAUUUCAUUUAUAACAUUUAUUUGACAGGGACAAACGAACAUCAUUCAAAAUUUCCGUAAAUGUGCCAGAUUUAGCAAGCUAGCUAGUAGCUAGUUCCAUCAGCCCUUGAUUGAAUCCGCUAUAAAGAAAUAAAGGAAAAUGUCUACAUUU